AUGGGAGUGCUUUUUGCCCUCUUGAGCCUCGCCCUAUGGGCUCAUGCUGGCCUUGCUGCCAUCACUGCGACAGAGUCAUCAAGCACUAUCAACAUUUCCAAUGACAGGCUCUCGAUCGUGGUCUCAAAGAGUGCUGGCACCGUCAGCGGUAUCACGCUCGAUGGCCAGGACCUGCUUGGUUCUGGUGGCAGGCUCUACCUCGACUGCCACUGCGAUGGCGGGUUCUGGAGCUCAGGAACAGGAACUCUUUACAAGGGGACCGACAGCACCGGGACGGCCUGGGCGGGCGUGAAGCUGGGUAGCAACUUCAGCGACAAGCACAUCUUUGAGACAUACUUCUUCCUCCGAGAUGGUGAGACCGGCCUUCACUCUUUCGGCCGUGCUGCCUACCCCAACGGUGGUGCUCUGGGCGAGAUGCGCUUUCUCUUCCGCCCGACCUCGACCAUCUGGAAUCAACUCUCAUCAAGCAACGAAAUGUGGUCCGUUGUCCCAACCGGCACCCGCGAAACCGUGCAAGACACCACAUAUUAUGUACCUGGUAGCGGCGUGAACGAAGUGUAUCGCAAGCAAAUGUCCGACUAUUUCUCCAAGUACAUGUUUUCCGAGUCCUGGGAGAACCACACCCACCACGGUCUCUUUUCUGACGGGACGGGAACACGGGACGGAAUCUCGAACCACCACGGAAACGGGAAUCCUGAUCUUACGGGAGGCUUUGAUCGCACUUUUGGUCCGUCCUACUACUACUUCAACAAAGCCGCCAAGGGCACUUCAAUCCAGAGUCUGCGUGCCGAUGCCGGAAAAUUCGCUGACCCCUCCUGGAACGCACCAUUUUAUGAUUCCAUUGCCCGAUUCGUCCCAGGUUACGUCCCGACCUCUGGCCGUGGCACUUGGACCGGUCAAAUAACGCUCCCAGCAGGAAUCUCCAACGCUGUCGCCGUCCUUGCUAGCAAUGGCAUUGACUUCCAAGAUAACAAUUUUGACACAAAGUCAUAUCAGUACUGGGGUUAUGUCGGGGCCAAUGGCGCUAUUACGUUGCCUCGCGUCAAGGCUGGAACGUAUCGCUUGACCGUCUACGGCAGUGGUAUUUUCGGUCAGUACACACAGGAUGGCGUAGUUGUGAAAGCGGGUGCUACCACAAAGACAGCUGCGACUUGGGUCCCUGAGUCGGCUGGCACGGAGCUCUGGCGUAUCGGCACUCCUGACCGCAGCUGUGGUGAGUUCCGUCAUGGCAAGGCAAGAGACACCACACGCACCAACGCACCAAAUCAAUACCGCCUCUACUGGGCCGUCCACGAUUUCCCAAACGACUUCCCCAACGGUGUCAACUUCCACGUGGGCACGAGCGACAUUGCCACUGACUUCAACUACAUCCACUGGAGUGUAUUUGGUGGCAAGGCCAAUACCAUCCGUCCAGAUCCUUACUAUACAAAUGUCAACAACUGGACCGUCACCUUUGACGCCACUGCCGAGGCGCUCGCAGGCAAGACCAAGGCUACCUUCACCAUCCAGCUUGCCGGUGUCAAGACGUCCGCGGGUAACACCGACAGCGCUGACAAGCCGUUUGGUAACCUGCCAUACACGGUGGUCUUCAACGGCAAAGCUCUUCCUGUUUGGACCAUCUCAUCCAAGCAGAGCAGCUCAUGCGGUGCCCGCUCGGGUGAUUCGUGCUACGUAACUGGCAACAAGUGGACUUUUGAUGCCAGCACCUUGAAGGCGGGCCUGAAUACUAUUGUGCUUUCUCUCCCUGCAAAAGCCACUGCUCCUGAAGAUGCAGUCUUACCCGAGAGCACCUAUCUGCAAUAUGACGCGUUGAGGUUGGAGCUUGCAUAG
Diaporthe amygdali is the source of this 1830-nucleotide messenger RNA. Its product is annotated as rhamnogalacturonan lyase. The transcript has 4 exons. The coding region runs from base 1 to 1830 and encodes 609 amino acids. The record is from RefSeq and is a predicted model, not a curated record. Gene Ontology annotation, molecular function: catalytic activity; carbohydrate binding. Lineage: Eukaryota; Fungi; Ascomycota; Sordariomycetes; Diaporthales; Diaporthaceae. Gene Ontology annotation, biological process: carbohydrate metabolic process.